AAAAUCCACACCCAACCCCAACCCAAACCCAAACCCAAAUGACCUAAUAAAACCCUAGCCAAACAUAUUGAUAAUUGUCAGCUGCCUCCUUCAUCCUCCUCUCUCCACUCCACUUCCAGGGAUACCAAAAACCUUCGCACUUCGAAAAUGCCUUUCAAGAGGUACGUGGAGAUCGGAAGAGUAGCUCUUGUCAACUACGGCAAAGAGUAUGGCCGUCUUGUCGUCAUUGUCGAUGUUCUUGACCAGAACAGGGUUCUAGUUGAUGCUCCCAAUAUGGUCAGAGGUCAAAUGAACUUGAAGAGGCUCUCCUUGACUGAUAUUAAGGUUGAGAUUGAGAAGUCACCAAAGAAGAAAGCCCUCGUCGAAGCCAUGGAGGCUGCUGAUGUUAAGAACAAGUGGGAGAACAGCUCAUGGGGUAGGAAGCUGAUUGUCCAAAAGAGAAGAGCUGGUCUUAACGACUUCGACAGAUUCAAGAUCAUGUUGGCUAAGAUUAAGAAAGCUGGUUCUGUGAGGCAGGAGCUUGCUAAGUUGAAGAAACAGGCCGCAUAAGAUGUUAGGAUUCAUGAUUUUGUUCCCUCUGGUUAAUUUGUUUUAAAAUUCAAGAUUUUAAAAUUUUUUGAGUGACUUCGUUUUUUGAAGUACAACCUAAUAGCAAGGGAAUUUUUAUAUCUACCAUCUUUGUGCUGGAACUAAUACUUGUGUCUGAGUAAUGAUUAGAAAUCAGCUGGUUGAAGGUUUUUAGCUUAAUAUUGUUAGUGCACCUUUCCUUUUGAAGUUUCAA
Molecule: messenger RNA, 781 nt
Organism: Chenopodium quinoa (quinoa)
Lineage: Eukaryota; Viridiplantae; Streptophyta; Magnoliopsida; Caryophyllales; Amaranthaceae
Product: 60S ribosomal protein L14-2-like
Exons: 5
Coding region: 148-549 (133 amino acids)
Biological process (GO): ribosomal large subunit biogenesis; translation
Cellular component (GO): cytosolic large ribosomal subunit; ribosome
Molecular function (GO): structural constituent of ribosome; RNA binding
Source: RefSeq, a predicted model, not a curated record